AUGGAGAAUUUAGGAGAGGAGUUUGAGAAUAAUUAUCGUAGUGAUAUAAUUCGUUAUAUCAUAAGUGAAGUACGUGAUGUUUUUGAUGAUGAGUCUAACAAGGGACGCGAAAAAGUGGAGGUGUCUGUUGAUACAAUAUUCGUUGUUAAACGUUUUGUUGAUAAAAGUAUUUUGACGGAUGAUUGUAUGAUUUGUUUAGAAGAACUUGAGAAGAAGGGAGAGGUAAUGUGCACACCUUGUUCACAUGUGUUUCAUGAAGAUUGCAUUGUUGAAUGGUUAGAGAAUGGAAAUGCUUGCCCUAUUUGUCGUCACGAUUUCUUAAACAAAGAUUUUAGUAGUUCGAUUCAUUGA
Messenger RNA from Solanum pennellii, 351 nucleotides. RefSeq names its product E3 ubiquitin-protein ligase RZF1-like. The transcript has a single exon. Gene Ontology annotation, cellular component: cytoplasm. The coding region runs from base 1 to 351 and encodes 116 amino acids. Lineage: Eukaryota; Viridiplantae; Streptophyta; Magnoliopsida; Solanales; Solanaceae. Gene Ontology annotation, molecular function: zinc ion binding; ubiquitin protein ligase activity. Gene Ontology annotation, biological process: protein ubiquitination. The record is from RefSeq and is a predicted model, not a curated record.